UAACUAUCAUAUAAACUUCUGACACAAAUAUAAUCCGUCUAGUUGGGUGAAGAUCACUACAUGUAAACUCAUUCCAGAAAAUCAAUGCCUGAUCUGGUUUGCUAAAUAAAUAUUAAACACAGUGGACUAUGAGAUUCCACAAUGGUGGUCACUGGUUUUAAAAGUGUUGAAUGGUCACUGUUGGCUGUCAUCUCUUUAAUCCUCUGUAUAAUAUCCACCACUGCCGCUGAAUCAAGGGCAGCAGUUCGUUCAGUUUUGGACUGUGCGCUUGAUAAUGACACGUACAUCUGCACCGGUGCUCAGUACCGCAUGCACUGCAACACAAGAAUGAAUCGUUUCUCCUACCAAAGAUACCAAUACCAAAACCAAUACCAGUGCAUGAGUAAAGACUGUAUCUGUGUUGGUAAUAAUGACACCUGUGCAUGCUACUAUAAUACUUCAUCCUGCUUCUGUGAGAAUAUUAGCAAUAACAUCACUAUCCCUACAGCAGUUAGACCAGUCUAUGACUGUGGGCUUUAUAGCGACACAUACAUCUGCACUGGUGCUCAGUACCACAUGUACUGCAACACAAGUGUGCAUGAUUUCCAUUACUAUAAAUACCAUUACCACUGUUUUAGUGAUAACUGUAGCUGCAUUGGUGAUCAGGACACAUGUGUGUGCAACUAUAAUAUGUCAUCCUCCUGCUUCUGUACAAAUAACAACAAUAGCAUCACUAUCCCUGCAGCAGUUAGACCAGUCUACGACUGUGGUCUUUACAACGACACGUACAUCUGCACUGGUGCUCAGUACCGCAUGUACUGCAACACAAGAAUGCAUAGUUUCUACUACUGGAAAUAUCAGAACCAAGACCAAUACCAGUAUGAAUGCUGGAGUAAUAACUGUAACUGUGUUGGUAAUAAGGACACCUGUACUUGCUACAGUAGCACUCUGUCCUCCUGCUUCUGCGAGACUAACAGCAAUAGCAUCACUAUCCCUAUCCCUACAUCAGUUAGUCCAGUCACAGACCCUGACUGUGUGCUACAAAACAACACGUACAUCUGCACUGGUUCUCAGUACCGUAUGUACUGCAACACACAAAUGCAUGAUUUCUCCUACCAAAAAUAUCAGUUCCAGUUCCAGUACCAGUGUGUGAACAAUGACUGUGACUGUGUUGGUAAUAAGGACACCUGUACGUGUUCUAGUACUACUCUGUCCUCCUGCUUCUGUGAGACUUAUGGCAAUAUCAUUGCUCUCACUACAGCAGUUAGACCAGUCUAUGACUGUGAGCUUUAUAGCGACACAUACAUCUGCACUGGUGCUCAGUACCAAAUGUACUGCAACACAAGUGUGCAUGAUUUCCAUUACUAUAAAUACCAUUACCACUGUUUUAGUGAUAACUGUGGCUGCAUUGGUAAUAAGGACACUUGUGUGUGCAAAUAUAAUAUGUCAUCCUCCUGCUUCUGUACAAAUAACAACAAUAGCAUCACUAUCCCUGCAGCAGUUAGACCAGUCUACGACUGUGGUCUUUAUAAUGACACGUACAUCUGCACUGGUGCUCAGUACCGCAUGCACUGCAACACAAGAAUGCAUUAUUUCGACUACUGGAAAUAUCAGUACCAAAACCAAGACCAAUACCAGUAUGAAUGCUGGAGUAAUAACUGUUACUGUUUUGGUAAUAAGGACACCUGUACAUGCUACAGUAGCACUCUGUCCUCCUGCUUCUGUGAGACUAACAGGAAUUACAUUGCUCUCACUACAGCAGUUAGUCCAGUCUAUGACUGUGGGCUUUAUGACGACACAUACAUCUGCACUGGUGCUCAGUAUCACAUGUACUGCGACAUAAGUGUGCAUGAUUUCUACUACUGGAAUAACCAUUACUACUGUUUUAGUGAUAACUGUGGCUGCAUUGGUGAUCAGGACACCUGUGUGUGCAACUAUAUGUCAUCCUCCUGCUUCUGUACAAAUAACAACAAUAGCAUCACUAUCCCUGCAGCAGUUAGACCAGUCUACGACUGUGGUCUUUAUAACGACACGUACAUCUGCACUGGUGCUCAGUACCGCAUGCACUGCAACACAAGAAUGCAUAGUUUCUACUACUGGAAAUAUCAGUACCAAAACCAAGACCAAAACCAAUUCCAAUGCUGGAGUAAUAACUGUUACUGUGUUGGUAAUAAGGACACCUGUACUUGCUACAGUAGCACUCUGUCCUCCUGCUUCUGUGAGACUAAUAUCUACACUCCAAACACACUCAGUCCAACUACUACAGGUCUGGAUAACAUUGAUAACAUGCCGGAUCAAUGCAGGAGUCAGAACUCUACAGGAUGUUUUCAAAAUCUUCUUGACAAGAUAGAGAACAUUACAGAUCAAGAGCUUUCUUUGGAUACUGUGACCACCAUUUUGACUAUGGCCUUCAACGCUUCAGAGAAGAUUUUAGAGUCAUCAUCAUCAGUCAGCCCAACUGAACUAGCCUCCUAUGCAAACCGUGUGUUAAAAAUUAGCGAGAAACUCAUAUCUACAUUGGUGAAGCCAACAGACACGAGUGCCAAUGUCAGUUUUACUCUUGCCACUGUAGAGGGACAAGUCUUCAUGGUUGGACCAAAUGUAGCAUUAGAUAAAAUCCCUCGACUUGACACAACAAGUUCUUCUGUGGACAUCGAUCUCAUUGGGAUCGCCAAGAACAACAGUGAAGGAUCUGCUGCUGUGGCUUUCAUGAGUUUUAACACAAUGGAGAAUCUACUUAAGCCCGACUUCUUCAACACAUCAAAUGACGCGGUUAAAACCAUGAUGUCCACUGUGAUCUCAGCUACUCUUCCCAAAACCACCAACACUAAACUCACCAAACCAGUCAACUUCACCCUCAAACACAUCAGAGAGUUUGACCCCAGCGGUUCUCUGUCCUGUGUGUACUGGAACAUCAGCGAGUGGAUUGUAGAUGGUUGUUCUGUUUUAAAGACCAACAGCAGCUACACUGUGUGUUCCUGUGUUCAUCUGUCAACAUUCGCUCUCAUGCAAACCAGCCGCCGCCCAUCAGAGAGCGCUCCACGGCUGGACCUGUUGAUUUUGGUGUGUGUGAUCGUGGGGCUGGUGUUCCUCAGUUCGGCCCUGUUGACCUUUGCCCUUUGUCGGUGGACUCGUAUGUGUGAUUGGAUAGUUGGUCACUCUGGUUGUGUCAGGCUGGUUCCUGGAGGCUAUGUCAGGGAAAUGUCAGGCAACAGUACUGGAAGUGCUUCAGAUGUCUUUGCUGUGGACUCAAACCCAACAACAUCAGAAGUGUCCCAAGAAAAACACUCCAACGUCACGUUAAACCUAGAACGCGUGAACCAAAAUAUCUACACCAAUGCAUAAAUGAGGGUGUUCUAAAAAAAAAGUUUCCUAUUAAUGAUAAAUAAAUAACCAAGCAUGAA
Molecule: messenger RNA, 3383 nt
Organism: Rhinichthys klamathensis goyatoka
Lineage: Eukaryota; Metazoa; Chordata; Actinopteri; Cypriniformes; Leuciscidae
Exons: 12
Coding region: 142-3324 (1060 amino acids)
Source: RefSeq, a predicted model, not a curated record